AUGGCAUGGGCAAUUGAUAUCCCAUGCAUCCCUCAGAUCCCUCUUGGGUGGGAAAGGAAUAUUACUCUAAGGAAUGAACAGAGCACGAGAUUCGCUGAUGUGUACUAUAUCUCUCCCGCAGGCAUAAAAAUAAGAUCCAAGAAAGAGGUCGGAAGGUAUCUUGAAGACAACCCAAACUAUGCUGUCGAUUUACAUUUAUCUCAGUUUUCGUUCAAGGUACCUAAACCUCCAAAUUGCCCUCGCCAGUCAAAGCUUAUUGAACCAACUGAAGUGCCACCUCCGGUUCACGAGGAUCCCGUGCACAACUACAUGCCGGUCCCUCAUGGAGAAGCCAAUCCUGUAACUCACAUACCAGUGACACUAGCUCUACAAGUAUCAGUGAUGCUCUCCAAAAAGAGAAAACUAAACCAGUGA
This is a messenger RNA of Triticum turgidum subsp. durum (durum wheat), 414 nucleotides long. NCBI's taxonomy places the organism in Eukaryota, Viridiplantae, Streptophyta, Magnoliopsida, Poales, Poaceae. The record is from the annotation of a GenBank genome assembly.